AUGUCGGCGGCAAUGUCGAGUAGUCCUGAGCACUCCAGAAUCACGGCGCUUCCUCUGUUCGUUCCAAAAGAUAUCGUAGAGGACACCGAGACGGCUUGUGACGUCAAGCGGCCCGUUGCCAUCGGCCUCAAGAUGUUCUCCGUGUCGAACAUCCAGGACCUCAAGCAGACCUUCGAGGCUCAAUUUGCACUUGACUUCCUAUGGAUGACGAAACCUGAGGAGACGUUCUUGCCGCGGCUUGGAAUACUCAACUCAGACACCGAUGUCAUCGUACUUGAUCGAGAUAAGUCAGAGAGCCCUCAAUGGCUGCAAUCGACCGAGUCGCACCUGAGAUCAAGUGAAUCCCUCUCGGAGCAUGGGUCCCUCCACUAUAUGAUCAUGCGGAAAGUCAAGACAGAGUUGACUUGCAACCUGGACUUCCACUGGUUCCCUUUUGAUGUGCAGUAUCUGCCAAUUCGCGUCCGCGCUCUCAACACCAAGCUAAUUGCUACCGACGGGCAGGCACUGGGAGUCGGUUCGGUGCCCCUCCGCCCGUAUCGCUUUCUGUUCGGAGUGCAGCAGGACUUCGGGGAACGCCUCAACGUCGAUCUCACGAUCGUGCUCACGCUCAUCGCCUUCAAGCUCAUGGUCACCGAGAUGGUGCCCAAGGCGUCGUACCUGAGUGCCGCCGAGUGGUAUUUGAGCUGUUUCGGCGUGGCCACCUGCAUGAUCGCCGAACACUGGGGUUUCGCAGCCGCCAUCGAGUUCGGAGCGGAUGAGAAGUGGACACGGGAGGUGGAUCUCUAUGCUCACUUGUACAGCUUCUGCAUCUUCGUAGCGUGCAACUUGGUGUUCGCGAUCUACGUCGCGCGCCAUCUGUCCACGGCGGGUUCGGAUGCUGCGCGGCUCAAAGCGGUAAGGCGGGGCGGAGCAGUGGAUCGGGUGUUCUGGGGCGAAUUCGACCAGUCGCGCCUGUUUGGCUCGGCGAAGCACCCCCGAGAAAAGUCCAAAUGCUUAGGGGACCCCUAG
This is a messenger RNA of Emiliania huxleyi CCMP1516, 1008 nucleotides long. RefSeq lists its product as hypothetical. Lineage: Eukaryota; Haptophyta; Isochrysidales; Noelaerhabdaceae. The record is from RefSeq and is a predicted model, not a curated record. Bases 1 to 1008 code for a protein of 335 amino acids. Gene Ontology annotation, cellular component: membrane. Gene Ontology annotation, molecular function: extracellular ligand-gated monoatomic ion channel activity. Gene Ontology annotation, biological process: monoatomic ion transport. The transcript is spliced from 2 exons.